Messenger RNA from Fusarium sp. VM40, 993 nucleotides. NCBI's taxonomy places the organism in Eukaryota, Fungi, Ascomycota, Sordariomycetes, Hypocreales, Nectriaceae. The record is from the annotation of a GenBank genome assembly.
AUGCUACGGACUCAGAAGCUCAUUCCAGCCUUCACCAAGUGUGCCCACACUUUCGCAGCAGUCACCCACCCUCCCCAGCCAGGAGUCGUUCGACCUUCUGCCCAAGAAGUAAAAAACUCUUUACUUGACUCAAGAAACCUUGAAAAGGCUGUGCGACACAUACACAGAGACGGGUUGGUUGUUGUCGAAGAUGUUGUCCCUCAUCAAGACAUUGGUAUUCUUAACGAGAAGAUGAUUGAGGAUGCCCGUACCCUACAGGCUCGAGGCGAUAAAGGACCAUUCAAUUACAACAAGGGAAACAUCCAACAAGAUGCUCCUCCUGUAGCUGAGUAUUUCCUACCCUCUAUUUUUACGAACACAAUCGCCACGCAAAUCACCACUGCAAUGAUGGGCCCUCGACCCAAAUGGACUUUCUGCUCCGCCAAUUCUGCAAUGGCUACUCUACCUGGCGAUACUCCUCAGAGACAACCCGUUCACUCAGACGCAGACUUUGCGCAUCCAGACCACCCCUUCGCCCUCGUGAUCAACAUCCCUCUAGUCACAGUUACACCAGAGAACGGAUCCACCGAGAUAUGGCUUGGCACCCAUAACACAGGUGGUAUUGAUGCACAAGAAGGAGCCCACGGAGAGAGAGCCAGCGGUCGAAUUAGAGAAGAUCUUCUCCUGCAGCGUCAAGCGAUCUCACCUCCCGUGCAACCUGCCAUCAAGAAAGGCAGCAUCAUCGUGCGGGAUCUGAGGCUCUGGCACGCCGGGAUGCCCAACACGACACAGGAGACUAGAGUGAUGCUCGCCAUGAUCCACUUUGCCCCGUGGUUCAGAAACAGAAUGAGACUUGAGCUGGGCGACGAUGUUAAGCCCAUUCUAGAGGGCCUCGAGAGUGAAGGAAAGCUGGGGUUGGAAGUGCCGGUGGAUUGGGCUAGCACGGAGGCUGUGCUUGAGGGUUACCUGAACCGAGGGUUCGGAAAUAGCUAUGAUUUCAGCCAAGAAGCUUGA